AUGGAUUCCGAGCAAUUUAAGCAACUCCUAGAGCACCAGACAACUCUAAUCACAGCGCUGUUGAAAGGGGCUAAUAAUCAAGCAGCACAGAAUCAGGUGCAGGGCCAUGCAUCGAUACAUCAACCGAGUGCCUCUAAUGUACAAGUACCUCAGCCGUCGCCGUUAAUGCUGGAUGGUGAUAUGCGGGACAAUUUCGAGUUCUUUGAGAGAAACUGGAAAGAUUACGCAAAGGCCAUCGGAAUGGAUCGAUGGCCACGGGAAGAGAAUGAACAAAAAGUCAGCUUUCUGCUGUCAGUGAUCGGAGAGCCGGCGCGUAAAAAAUACUUCAACUUUGAGUUGACUGAGGCGGAGAAGGCAAAUCCAGAAACCGCGUUAGAAGCGAUUCGCAAGAAGGUGAUCGUAAAGCGAAAUGUCGUUGUGGAUCGAUUGGAUUUUUUUUCUGCUGUCCAAAGUUCACAAGAAUCCAUCGAUGAAUAUGCGUCUCGACUUAAGACCCUUGCUAAAACAGCGAAGCUUGAGCAGCUUGAGACGGACCUGAUUGCAUUUAAAGUCAUUACAUCUAACAAAUGGUCUAAUAUGAGAGCCAAGCUUCUCGCUAUUGAGGAUAUUACUUUGACGAAGGCAGUAGACAUGUGCCGAGCAGAAGAAAUUACAGCAAUGCGCUCGCAGGAUCUCGUCAUCCGGAAAGCAGAAAUGGAAGUGAAUAAGGUAAAAUCCAAGUAUCGUUCUCGAAAGCAGGAACAACGCUGCAAGUUUUGUGGUGACGCCCACGAGUUCACCAAAGGCUCAUGUCCGGCUUUUGGAAAGCGAUGCCAUCGUUGUAAAGGAAAAAAUCAUUUUGAGCGUGUUUGCAAACUUGGAUCAAGCAAAUCUAAAACCAGGAAAUUCAAGAAAGUGAAGAAAAUUAAGGACGGAAGUAGUGAAUCCGAAGAAGAAUCAUCAACGUGUAACGAAGCCUCAUCGGAAGACAGUGAUGACGAAUGUGAAAUUGGGAAAAUCGUCGAUAAUUCCAAUAAAGGUGGUAGCGUAUUAGCGCAAUUGAAUCUUAAAUUCAGCGAUGAAUGGACGAAAGUUGAAUGCGAAUUGGAUACUGGAGCCAAUACGAGCUUGAUUGGACGUGAAUGGCUAGACAAGCUUAGUGGAACGACGAAGGUGGAUAUUUUACCAUCAAAACUGCGACUUCAAAGCUUUGGAGGGAAUCCAAUAAAGGUACUGGGACAGGUAAAGAUUCCAUGUCAUCGGAAAGGACGUCGAUUCCGACUGGUUCUGCAGGUGGUGGAUGUUAACCAUCGCCCGCUAUUGUCAGCAAAGGCAUCUCGAAUGUUGGGAUUCGUGAAGUUUUGCAAGUCAGUAACGUUCAGCAAGACUGACUCAACCAAUUCGGAGCACAACACACUGAAUGUCUAUAGGAUCAAAGCACAAAAGAUAGUUGAAGAGUAUCACACACUCUUUCAGGGAUACGGUAAAUUCACUGGAACAGUAUCGUUGGAAGUUGAUGAAACAAUACAACCAUCAAUUCAACCACCACGUCGCGUGCCGAUUGCUAUGAGGGAAAAGCUGAAGAAGGAGCUCAAACAACUAGAAACGGAUGGUUUGAUCGUAAAAGAAGUCAUGCAUACAGAAUGGGUUAGCAAUAUUGUCGUGGUUCAGCGUGGUGAUUCGGAAUCUCGUAACAUUAGAAUUUGUCUCGAUCCAAUUCCUCUCAACAAAGCAAUCAAGAGGCCGCACCUACAAUUCAACACACUCGAUGAAAUUCUGCCGGAGUUAGGAAAAGCUAAAAUUUUCUCUACUAUGGAUGCUAAAAAAGGGUUUUGGCAUGUUGAAUUGGAUGAGCCAAGCAGCAAACUCACGACGUUCUGGACACCUUUCGGAAGAUACCGAUGGACCCGAUUACCAUUCGGUAUUUCAUCGGCGCCAGAAAUAUUUCAAAUGAAACUGCAAGAGGUAAUCCAGGGCCUCGAAGGAGUCGAAUGCUUGGCAGAUGACCUGCUAGUUUUUGGAGUUGGUGAUAGUCUCGAAGAUGCACUCAUCAAUCACAAUAAGUGUUUGCUUAAUCUAUUUCGUCGCCUCAAUGAACGUGAAACUUAA
Messenger RNA from Toxorhynchites rutilus septentrionalis, 2088 nucleotides. RefSeq lists its product as uncharacterized. The transcript has a single exon. Lineage: Eukaryota; Metazoa; Arthropoda; Insecta; Diptera; Culicidae. The record is from RefSeq and is a predicted model, not a curated record. The coding region runs from base 1 to 2088 and encodes 695 amino acids.